This is a messenger RNA of Cannabis sativa, 1089 nucleotides long. Its product is annotated as glutathione S-transferase. Bases 223 to 921 code for a protein of 232 amino acids. Gene Ontology annotation, molecular function: glutathione binding; glutathione transferase activity. The transcript is spliced from 3 exons. Gene Ontology annotation, cellular component: cytoplasm. The record is from RefSeq and is a predicted model, not a curated record. NCBI's taxonomy places the organism in Eukaryota, Viridiplantae, Streptophyta, Magnoliopsida, Rosales, Cannabaceae.
ACGAGAAAUAUUCUUCAACUACUCUCAUCCUAGUUCAAGUUUUGACUGACAAACAUAUUUUAUCUAAAGAAAAUAACAUAUUAAGUCAUCAAAUACGUAAUUCCCCGUUACAAAUUUAUUAUAAUGAUAACACUUACAUGCUCAUCAAACCUAACACCAACAGUUCUAUAAUUUCUCUCCUUAUCUAAUCAAAAAUUACGAAUGCAAUUACUAUAACUAAGCAUGGUGGCCGGCAUUAAAGUCAUCGGAACAGCCUACUCAAUAGCCACGAUGCGAGUCUUGGCUUGUCUUUAUGAAAAAGAUCUAGAUUUCCAAUUUGUUCCCGUUGACUUGAGUACUGGUCAACAUAAAAUGGAACCCUUCCUUUCUCUCAAUCCUUUUGGUCAAGUUCCAGCUUUUGAGGACGGAGAUCUAAAGUUAUACGAAUCGAGAGCUAUCACGAGAUACAUUGCUGAAGAGUACAUGAACAAGGGGACAGAUUUGGUGUUCAAGGAACCAAAGAAGCAGGCCGUUGAGUCUGUUUGGGCUGAGAUUGAGGCCCAUCAUUUUGACCCAGCAGGUACUAUUCUGAACUGGGAGCUGUCCGUGAAGCCCAGAUUACUGGGCCAAGAAGUGGACCGGGCCGUAGUCGACGAAAACGAGGCUAAGCUGGUAAAAGUGCUAGAUGUGUACGAGAAGAGAUUGUGUGAAUCCAAAUACUUGGGGGGCGAUCGGUUUACGUUGGCUGAUCUUCACCACCUACCUACGGCGGAUUAUUUGACCGACACGAGUAUUAAGAUGUUGUUCGAGUCUAGGCCACGUGUCAGUGAUUGGUUGGCUGAUAUCACUGCCAGACCAGCUUGGAGGAAGGCUGUGGAAUUGAGAAACCAAGCCUUGAAGAAACGGGUUGAUUCUUCAAUGCAGGGAUCACAAACCAAAUAGGAGAUAGGAUGUGUGUCAUUGUGUGUAUGUUGUUUUCUAAUAGGAAAAAGAUAUCUGUAGUUUAUAUGUUUGUUAUUUUAGCUUUUGUGGUCUGCAUAUUUUUUUUUUGGCUUAUUUGUAAUCUAUGUUCUUCAACUAGGAUUUUUAUGGAUUGGUUUGUUUUGAAUU